AUGGAUACUUUGACCCCCUUUACAGCAACGUACCGCUUGAGACGUCUGCUUACCAGUUGUUCAGGGGGAACGCGCUGCGGUUGUGUUCUCCAAGGUAGAGUUGGAUCUCCCUCAUCUGGCGUGCCGGAGACCUCAAGGGAUUCAGAGAUACUUGUAACUGGAGGCAAUGAAGGGCACAUUGGCAUUUGGAUACUUUCAGAUGAUGGUAAUGUUGACUUAGUCAACGAAUUCAUUGGUCACGAUGGGAUUGUUAUGGAUUUGAUUGGUAGCUGUGUGGUGGAUUCCCGCAUCGAGAGCGAGGAUUCUCCGCAUGAGGGUGCGGGAAAGACCGUGUCAGGUAUUUCAUUGUCAUUCUACACAUGUGGAAGAGAUCGGAUGAUCCAUAGAUUCGAUUUAUCAGGUCGCAAACUUAUGACUUUCAAGGGACACGAAGAUGUGGUCUGCAGCAUGCAAGAGUUUUCGAAUGGGAGAGAUCUCGUAAGUGGCAGCUGGGAUGGCACUGCAAUAGUUUGGGAUGCUUUGACGGGAGCAAUUAAGUAUCGCCUUGGUGGAAACCCAUACAAGUAUUCCGUAUACUGCAACACGAAAUCAGAUGGCACCAUACUCACUGGGAUGACUAACGGUGACGUGUGUUGUUGGGAAAACGGGAGACUUGGCAAGGCGCAGAGGGUUCAUGAUGGAGUCGUUCGUGCAAUAAGUGUUAAGGACAACACUAUCCUGACAUGCUCAAACGACUGCAGCGUUCGGAAAUACUCCGAUGAUAUGGAUCUAAUUUACACAAUACCAGCUGCUCAUCAAAAUUUUGUGUACGACGUACGGCACUCAAACAAUUUCCCAAUAUUUUUUACUUCUUCGGAGGACAAACAAGUGGGCAUAUGGGAUCUAAGCAACGGCAUCCUGCUACAUCUGUUAUCAUUCGAAUCAUCAAUAUGGAAGGUGGGUUAUUGUUUACAACCGACGCAUCUGCAGGUGGUUGAAACGCAACGCCAAGGUAUUAUUAUUAUCCCUCUGAAUGGCAGCAUUUCCCUCUGGCAGCUCGCACAGGACUCAACCACUGUUCUGAAUGCACCACAGGUAAAAGUUGUUGAGGGUCCAACCUUGAACGUUGCCCGUAAAGCAAUAGUCACGGGAGGAUCAUUCGAAAUGAUUAUGUUUAGGCAAGCAAACGGUGUGAAGGCCUUGGAACGUUUAACUGUCUUCAACAGAAGUAAAUCAUCAGCCGUAGGUUUACAUGGCAACCCUGAACAUUGCUAUUGCAGAUUUGUCUUUCAGAAAGCGAUUUUAAGACUAUUAAUGUAG
Babesia bigemina is the source of this 1299-nucleotide messenger RNA. RefSeq names its product WD domain, G-beta repeat containing protein, putative. The transcript has 3 exons. The record is from RefSeq and is a predicted model, not a curated record. Lineage: Eukaryota; Apicomplexa; Aconoidasida; Piroplasmida; Babesiidae. Gene Ontology annotation, molecular function: protein binding. Bases 1 to 1299 code for a protein of 432 amino acids.